CGCGGACCUCCGCCACCCCCGCUCCGGCCGGCGGGCGGUGAUGGACACUCCCCCGCCCUCGGGCUCCGGCUCGGACUCUGAGGACUCCGUGGUCACGGACCGAGAGUUGCAGGAUGCAUUUUCCCGCGGACUUCUGAAGCCAGGCCUCAAUGUCAUGCUAGAGGGGCCGAAGAAGGCCGUGAACAACGUGAAUGGACUGAAGCAGUGUUUGGAUGAAUUCAAGCGGGAUCUAGAUUGGGUUGAAAGGCUGGAUGUGACCCUCGGACCGGUGCCCGAAAUCAGUGAACCUCAGCCAACUCCUCAGCAGAAUAAGGACCAGAAGAAAGCUGUGAACCCAGAAGACGACUUCCAAAGAGAAAUGAGUUUCUACCGCCAGGCCCAGGCUGCUGUACUGGCAGUAUUACCACGGCUCCAUCAGCUCCACAUCCCUACCAAGCGUCCCACCGAUUAUUUUGCAGAAAUGGCCAAGACUGAUCAGCACAUGCAAAAGAUUCGACAGAAGCUACAAGCUAAACAGGCUGCCAUGGAGAAGUCUGAAAAAGCUAAGCAACUGAGAGCACUUAGGAAAUAUGGAAAGAGGGUGCAAACACAGGUUCUUCAGAAGAGGCAGCAGGAGAAAUCACAUAUGAUGAAUGCCAUCAAGAAGUACCAAAAAGGCUUCUCUGAUAAACUGGAUUUUCUUGAGGGAGAUGAGAAACCUGUUGCACAGGCCACAAAGGCCACAAAGGCCACAAAGGCAGGAGCUAAAGGCCAGAACAUGAAGAAGGCAGGAGCUAAAGGCCAGAACAUGAAGAAGGGGGCCCCAGUGCUAAACGACGGUAUAAAAACCAAAAGUUUGGUUUGGUGGAAAGAAGAAAGGGUACCAAAUGGAAUACUCGAGAAAGCUACGAUGGAUGUAUCCAGCUUCCGGGCCAAGGUAGGCUCAUGGCAAGGGCCUCAAAAGGCCUGGGAGAGAAAGGAGCGAAUAAGAGACCUGGAAAACGAACAAGAGAGAAAAUGA
Dipodomys spectabilis (banner-tailed kangaroo rat) is the source of this 1000-nucleotide messenger RNA. RefSeq names its product probable rRNA-processing protein EBP2. The record is from RefSeq and is a predicted model, not a curated record. The coding region runs from base 41 to 1000 and encodes 319 amino acids. Gene Ontology annotation, cellular component: preribosome, large subunit precursor; nucleolus; nuclear periphery. The transcript has a single exon. Gene Ontology annotation, biological process: rRNA processing; ribosomal large subunit biogenesis. NCBI's taxonomy places the organism in Eukaryota, Metazoa, Chordata, Mammalia, Rodentia, Heteromyidae.